AUGAACUUACAUCGACUUUUAUGCCAGUGGAUGUUCGAAUGGCGUAUAUCUGUAGAACUCGAAAAUUCCUCGAUACCACUUAACAGAAUAGAGUGGAAUGUCGAACACUUCGUAGCUACAAUGCAAUUGUGCACUUUGGCCUCUUCUUAUGACUUCCGGAUAAACGGACAGAAUGGUUGGAAACGAAUAUCAACAAAGAUAUCUCAUCGUACAUGA
Molecule: messenger RNA, 216 nt
Organism: Clunio marinus
Lineage: Eukaryota; Metazoa; Arthropoda; Insecta; Diptera; Chironomidae
Source: the annotation of a GenBank genome assembly